UAGACGGUGGACUGCUGUCGCUGCCGUGGGGAGUUGUUGUUAUCAAAAAACGAACUACAUUUUUUCUCUUUUUUUUUUUUUUUUUUCUUGAAACCUUUUUUGGACGCAGGUUUGCAUCCAAACUCGAGCGGGGGAAGUAAAUAUUUCUGUUUUUGUUGACUGUUCAACCGCCAACUAGCAACCGCAGCGAGUCAAGUGGGAACUCUUCACUGCAAUUAACUUGUGUGGAUUUGUGUCUGAUGCGCCGACUGAGAGCCGACAGUUUGCGGCUGUCUGUUGACGGUCUGCCGGCCUGAAUUUCUUGCUCAUUUGGUUUGGUUUUGGUCGUCUCUCUGUACUCGGAAUACACCGGAUCCUACACGAAAUAUACCCCGGAGCGAUUGAGGUGGCUCCAGCCUUUUUCAUUUCUCACCUGGUUCAUACCCUCUUCUUCCUCCUCCUCCUCCUCCUCCUCCUCCUCCCCCCCCCCUUCGUUUUAGUUGCCUCCAGCUAAUGAGCCGCUUCCCGUGCUUUUCCGGUUGAUUUACGGCCGCGCUGCCGGUGGAGCGGAGGAGAGACAACGACCGAAAAGACAGAGAAGAGCAGGGAUUCACAUUAAACGGUCGGUGAACUCGAGCCGGAGCGAGGAGGGGGGGGGCUCUGUCGGUUUUGUUUGAAAUUAACGACAGUUGGUCCUAAUAAUAAUAAUAAUAAUAAUAAUAAUAAUAAUAACGGCGGAUGGAUUCGUCUCCCUGAUCUGGAGCACCCCUACAUCCUUAUUGUACCCGAGUGGAUCCCCUCGAAACGGGUUUUUUAAAGAAGGAAACCGUUGUAUCCUCCCGGAGAUAACCAUGUUUCCCCAGGGGCGACACCCGACGCCCCACCAGGCUCCAGGCCAGCCCUUCAAGUUCACCAUCCCAGAGUCGCUGGACCGCAUCAAGGAGGAGUUCCAGUUUCUUCAGGCACAGUACCACAGUCUCAAACUGGAGUGUGAGAAGCUGGCCAGUGAAAAGACGGAGAUGCAGAGACACUAUGUCAUGUACUACGAGAUGUCUUAUGGCCUAAACAUCGAAAUGCACAAACAGACUGAGAUAGCCAAGAGACUAAACACCAUCUGUGCACAAGUCAUUCCCUUCCUCUCUCAGGAGCAUCAGCAGCAGGUGGUCCAAGCUGUGGAACGGGCCAAACAAGUGACCAUGGCAGAGCUCAAUGCCGUCAUCGGGGUACGUGGACUGCCCGGUCUUCCACCUACACAGCAGCAUCUAUCCCAUAACCAUGGUGGUGCCCCAGUGCCCCUCACCCCUCACCCUGCUGGUCUCCACCCCUCUCAGCUGGGUGGUUCAGCUGGCCUCCUGGCUCUUUCAGGAGCACUUGGUGGAGUUCCUCCCCAUCUGGUGGGAAAAGACGGUGGUGAUAAAAAGCCCCACCUGUCCGGAGCAGACGCACACACUGGAGGACCUGAGCACCUGAGAGAGCGAGAGCCUGGCACAAGUAACUCAUUGCUGCCAGAAAGUCUUAGGAACUCAGAUAAGCGUCGCAAUGGACCUGAGUUUCCCAACGACACAAAGAAACGCAAGGCGGACGACAAGGACUCCAGCCACUAUGAUAGCGACGGGGAGAAAAGUGAUGAUAAUUUAGUUGUGGAUGUCUCAAAUGAGGAUCCAGCCUCUCCUCGUGGCACACCUCUCCCCUCACCUAGAGAGAACGGCCUGGAUAAAGCACGUCUUCUCAAGAAAGACCCCUGUAGUCCAGCCUCUACUGCAUCAUCCGCUAGCUCCUCCUCCCUCAAGUCCAAAGAGAUGGCAAUGCGAGAUAAGGCAGGCACACCUGGGCUAAAGUCAAGCACCCCCACACCUAGAGGUGACUCCACCCCUGGUCCGAGCUCCACACCUGGAAUUCGGCCAAGUCUAUCCAAACCCCCCUCCAUGGAGAUACCACAUCCACCUACUGCAGGUUUGCGGACACCCCUUGCUGUACCAGGCCCGUACCCGGGUGCAUUUGGCAUGUUGCCCCAUGCAGCAGGUAUGAAUGGGGAGCUGGCGGGUGCAGCCGGGGCCGCGGCCUAUGCUGCUGGACUACACAACAUGUCACCUCAGAUGAGUGCUGCUGCUGCAGCCGCUGUGGCUGCAUAUGGCCGUUCACCCAUGGUUGGUUUUGAUCCUCAUCCUCAUAUGCGAGUUCCUGGAAUGCCUCCCAGUCUGACAGGAAUUCCCGGCGGCAAACCUGCCUACUCUUUUCAUGUGGCGGCCGAUGGACAGAUGCAGCCGGUGCCAUUCCCCCCGGAUGCUUUGGUGGGCCCAGGGAUCCCUCGCCAUGCCCGUCAGAUCAACACACUGAACCAUGGAGAGGUGGUGUGCGCCGUUACCAUCAGUAAUCCCACCCGACACGUUUACACAGGAGGGAAGGGAUGCGUCAAGGUCUGGGACAUUAGUCACCCAGGAAACAAGAGCCCCGUGUCCCAGCUUGACUGUCUGAACCGAGACAACUACAUCCGCUCCUGUCGCCUCCUCCCUGAUGGUCGAACACUGAUAGUGGGAGGUGAGGCGAGUACGUUGUCAAUCUGGGAUUUGGCCACGCCUACUCCCAGGAUCAAGGCAGAGUUAACAUCAUCAGCACCAGCAUGCUACGCUCUGGCCAUCAGUCCAGACUCCAAAGUCUGCUUCUCCUGCUGCAGUGAUGGUAACAUCGCAGUCUGGGAUUUACACAACCAGACACUUGUCAGGCAGUUCCAGGGCCACACAGAUGGAGCCAGCUGUAUUGACAUCUCCAACGAUGGCACCAAGCUGUGGACCGGAGGCCUCGAUAACACUGUCCGCUCCUGGGAUCUGAGAGAGGGACGGCAGCUGCAGCAGCAUGACUUUACAUCACAGAUCUUCUCUCUUGGCUACUGUCCGACAGGAGAGUGGCUGGCUGUGGGAAUGGAAAGCAGCAACGUUGAGGUCCUUCAUGUCACCAAGCCUGACAAAUACCAGCUUCAUCUACAUGAGAGCUGUGUACUCUCACUGCAGUUUGCUUAUUGUGGUAAAUGGUUUGUGAGCACAGGGAAGGAUAAUUUACUGAAUGCAUGGAGAACACCGUAUGGAGCCAGCAUAUUCCAGUCUAAAGAAUCAUCCUCGGUGCUAAGCUGUGACAUAUCUGUGGACGAUAAGUACAUCGUCACGGGUUCAGGGGACAAGAAGGCCACUGUCUACGAGGUCAUCUACUAAAUAUAUGAAAAGAAAACCAAGGACAUCUGUUUUUUCUCCACAUACACUGAUAUGUUUCUAGAAAUUUUCCCAUGGAGCCAGAGUGACCUUGAUGGCACAUCAUUUUUUCUGUUACACCUGCCGAGGAGACACAAAAAGGAGAGAAGCAUUUUACUGCACAUAUGUGUUGUGCCUGUAUCCAUGACUCCAUAUCAACCGGGAGCUAUCAGCUGGAGAGGCUGUAUGUUAAUGGAGGACAGGAACUAUUAUUUGGAUCUUCUGCUAUGGACCGCAUUGGGAUCAGUUAAAGGGACCAGACAAUGACCGUACUGAAGGGGGCUCUGCGUUGUUUUGACUGGAACCAGCUCUACUGGAAAACACUGUACGGACCAUCAGAUAUUAAAACACUUGAUCCAGUGUUAGGACCAUGGGCCAGACCCUAGAACGAACACUCAGACCAGAGGACCAGGGGGUUUAAUGUGUAAACAAACGGCAGAUGGAAAGAGCAGAAGCUGGACAGAAUUUUUGGAGAGACAAAGGAGGAGAAGCAACAGAAGAGGAACAGAUAGAUGAACAUUUUAUAGACUAUGAAUGCAGAACAUGUUGCUUUGCAUUUUGUUCUAGACAGAUAAUGCUCACAGCCUGUUUAUCUUUCAGCUCUGACUCUUUGACCUUAAAACGUCAGCUUUCUGUUCUGAUACGCCUACACUGUCUGAAAAGUACCUUUUCUGUCUUAACAGUAAGUCCAAUCCUCACUAACUGCACUGUAGUGGUAGCUGUCCACCUACACACUUUGUAGACACACAGUACUUAAGUAAAACAUGCAGUACAGUACUUUUUAAGCAUACUGAAGGCCUCGUGGACUAGCAUCAUGCUACUGUGAACUUAUGUGAUGGGUUUAUUUGAUCCUCAUGAGGCACAGUACUUUUUUCUGAAUUCAUACCCAUUUCAGGUGCCACCAAAAAGAAUUUAAAGUCCUCUGUUAUAUGGAUAAAAAUUAACUUAUCAAACCAAAUAAGCUUCAGAAACAGGAAAAAUACACUCUAAAUGUUGUUACAGAAGGCUUAACUCCGGGUCAGAAAAAAGGCGGCUUGUUUUCUUCUUUUUUAUUUCUCCUCUAUUCCUUACGAUGCUGGUUGAAAAGCCAAUUAUUGGAACCUGGAAGAAGAAAGUUUGAGAGAUAGAAUUAACCCUCAAAUUCCACUGGUUCUCCUUUUUCUAGUGUCUGUUUCAACAGAUAAUUUCCUUCUACUUAACUCCACAAAUUCUGAAGUCUCCAGAAUAUUGACUGAAAUUUUGAAGUGGUUUCAAAACACGGAGAAAGAAAAGGGGGGGAACAACAUGAGCCUUCAUAGUGUAACUUAUUUUGUUCAUUUCUUGGCCCUUUACACUCUGUUUCUUCAGCUUUAGUGUUUGUCAUCAACUGCACAUGCUGAUGGGGUUUCACACUACUGAAUUAACAUCUCAGAGACUCUGAACAUAGUUUCAGGUUUACAGAUUGCUUUUUCAUUUUAAUGCAUUUCAUUUGUUUGUGGUCUCUUUUACAAUAAGCUCACUGGUUGAGGUCAUAUUAAUUAACAAGAAUGGUCUCAAAUUAAUUAUUUUCCCUUAAUUUGAAAUUAAAUAACAACCCAUUUUGUUACUGUCUUAACUGUUGUAAAUUCACCUUGACCCUGCCUUUAUCACUCUUUGAAACACAUGAUGUCUUACUGUAUGGAUGGUUAACCACGCUUCGUAUACAGGGACCAACUAAGACUAUCUUAACAUGUCAUUUAAUCUUGUAUUUAUUGAAAAUCCCCUGUACCAUAUUCACUAAACAAAUUACAUUUUUUCCACAUAUUGUCACUUGUUAAAGUUUUGUUCAAACAGGGAGACUGGCUAAAUGCCCUAGAAAAGUAAAAUGCUUUUUUCCACUUUACAAAAAAGAUUUUAGGACUGCAAACGGGAUUAAAUUAUUUGUCAAGAUUGUCUUAACGAGGAGGGUAGCGUGGGUACAGGAAGGAAUCAGUCAGUGUCAGCCAUUUAAAACAAAUUAAUUUCAUGACUUUGUGCUUAGGUUUUUUUUUUUAAAUCUAUUUUUGUCUGUUGAAUGUUUGUAAAAAUGUAUAUAUGUUUUUUUUCUUACAGGACAUGCUUUAGAAAUAACAACUUUUUUUGUACGUCUUUUACAUGGAAAAGAAACGUCUAAUCAGGAGAAAUACUAAAUGGUCUUAAUGCUAGCUAAUCUAUAAUGAUGGAAAUGUCUAGACAAUAAAUGUGUUUUUUGUAA
Seriola aureovittata is the source of this 5433-nucleotide messenger RNA. Its product is annotated as transducin-like enhancer protein 1. The transcript is spliced from 20 exons. Gene Ontology annotation, cellular component: nucleus; transcription regulator complex. Gene Ontology annotation, biological process: regulation of DNA-templated transcription; negative regulation of canonical Wnt signaling pathway. The record is from RefSeq and is a predicted model, not a curated record. Gene Ontology annotation, molecular function: transcription corepressor activity; protein binding. NCBI's taxonomy places the organism in Eukaryota, Metazoa, Chordata, Actinopteri, Carangiformes, Carangidae. The coding region runs from base 831 to 3185 and encodes 784 amino acids.